Messenger RNA from Peronospora belbahrii, 624 nucleotides. Lineage: Eukaryota; Oomycota; Peronosporomycetes; Peronosporales; Peronosporaceae. The record is from the annotation of a GenBank genome assembly.
AUGGUGCAUAGUAGCAAGUACGAUCUACUUAUCAAGCUUCUUUUGAUUGGAGAUAGCGGUGUGGGAAAGAGCUGCGUGCUUUUGCGCUAUUCAGACGACUCGUUCACGACAUCCUUUAUCACCACCAUUGGCAUCGAUUUUAAAGUCAAGACGAUUGUUAUGGAUGAUAAGCGGAUAAAACUUCAGAUCUGGGAUACCGCGGGACAGGAACGUUUUCGUACGAUCACGACUGCUUAUUAUCGUGGCGCAAUGGGAAUUCUACUAGUAUACGAUGUGACGGACGACCAUUCGUUCCAGAAUAUUCGCAACUGGAUGACACAAAUUCGGCAAAAUGCAUCGUCUAAUGUGAACAAGAUUUUGAUUGGCAACAAAUGCGACGUGGAUCCGUCGGAGAGAGCCGUGACAACAAAGCAAGGUCAGGAUCUAGCAAACGAGUUUGGCAUCAAGUUCUUCGAGACAAGCGCAAAGAGCAACCAGAACAUCGAUGAGGCUUUCCGCUCCAUUGCCGUGGAUAUUCAGAAGCGUCUAGCAGAGAGCGAGCACGAUAGAUUAGACGUGGCGAACGGCAGCAAAUUCCGCGUAGACGAGUCUCAGGACGAGGUGAAAGACAGCUGCUGUGCGUAG